Molecule: messenger RNA, 4684 nt
Organism: Synchiropus splendidus (mandarinfish)
Lineage: Eukaryota; Metazoa; Chordata; Actinopteri; Syngnathiformes; Callionymidae
Product: testis-expressed protein 2-like
Exons: 13
Coding region: 252-3410 (1052 amino acids)
Cellular component (GO): endoplasmic reticulum
Molecular function (GO): lipid binding
Source: RefSeq, a predicted model, not a curated record
AGGAACUCCGUCCAGUCAGUUUGUCAACAGGCUGAGCGACACAGCGAGCAGUGUCGCAACUUGAAUCCAAACUGUGAAGCAGAGUUCUUGAUUCUCCGAUCUUUUCCCACAGAAAUGUAGUCGGCAUGACACAGGUGAAUGCUGAACUCGAUGGAUAUGUGAUACUACAUUGGAGUGUAGGCAGAUGAACGGCCCUGGUUGGAUUGAAUGGCACUGAGGAUACAAGAUUGCCAGUCACUGGGAGUACUGCAAUGACCAGUCAGCACUCUGACCAUGAAAACCCCGCCCACUCCACUGACAAACGGCCAUGCACUGUGCCUUCCAAGAUCCAGGUCCAGCGAUCAGUUUCAAAGGAGUCUAUCGCUAUCCACUUCUCUGCUUUUGGGAAGGAGGAAGAAGACGAGGUUGAAGAGCUGUGCAUGACAGCACACUCCUCCGCUCCAGUGGUUCAGGAUGGCUUGAACCUAUUAACCGGCUUGGAAGCCUGCGAGGAGAACUUAAAAGAGGAGGUCGACUCGAGGGGAGAAGAGUACGACGAGCCUGAACCCAGCCGAAGCUCUCCCGUUUCUACAUCCCAAGCUGGUUUGACUGAACCCUUACUGCAGACCUCGGAGCAGAUCAUCUCAAAUUCACCUCCCACUAAAUCAUUAAGCUUUUCUUCUGGUGACAAACCAUUCUUUGGCUUGAUUCGAGCUUCCUUGUCUGACAUUGAAUCUCGAGACGGCGUCCCCCAUGUGGCUACUCCUGCAGUUCGGAAUAGGACUUUGAAGACUCUUGUCAAGUCUUUAUCAUCAGACCCAUCUCAGGGCUCACCCCCCCUGCCUCACCGUCUUCCUGAGUCCCGCCUUAACUUGCAGCUCUUCAAACAAUUUGCACAAUCCAGGAUACCAACAGUUAUUACAUCAUCAAGUAGUGAUUCGAAAACAGCUCCCCCAUCACCCGCGGUCUCGCCAGACAACCGUAGCUUCUUCAAAGUUGCAGAAGUGGAGGCAAGAAUUGAGGACACGAAGCGCCGCCUUUCUGAGGUCAUAUAUGAACCUCUGCAGCUUCUAAGUAAAAUCAUGGAUGAAAAGAGCAGCAAUAGUCUUUACAGACCUAAGUCUAUGUCUGCCAGUACCUCAGAACUCAAUGGCCUUGCUGAGAGCAACAACAACUGCAUCAAAGAGGAAGAAGAUGAUAUGCUGGAGACUGAGAGACCUACAAGUGCUACAUCUGUCCAGGCUGAAUCACCUGUAUUGCCCAGUAGUGAAACUAAGAGCCCCAACAAAUCUUUGCUAUCCAUGUCAUUGGAAAACUGCUCCAUGUCUGCAUUAGCUAAACAGGAGUACGAGGACUUCUGUGUACUCUAUAGUGAAGAAUUUGAGAAUGAUGCCAACACAGAUUUGGAUCAUACUGAAGCUGAUGUUGACACUAAAUCUGCACUAAGUGUCAGUUCUGAUUCUUAUGGUGAUGAGGAAUCAGAAUGUUCUGCAGUGGCACCCACUGUUCCUUACUAUUCUCUCACUGUCCUCACACUACUGGUUUAUGGCUACUUUGUUAUACCUCUGCCCAACUACAUUGGGGGCAUGCUGCUUGGAAUUGCACUAGGAUUCUUCUUAGCCAUUGGCGCUGUGUGGCUGACAGGACCAACACCAUCUGGCUGUGGCUCUAAACAUUCCAAAUAUCACAGCAAACUAUGGGGUGUGUCCAGACUCGACAUCAAAGAACCAGACAUCUACAAGGGUUGGAUGAAUGAGAUCUCGAAUUAUGACCCGGAGACCUACCACGCCACACUCACUCACUCUGUCUACGUUCGACUGGAAGGCUCAGUCAUUCGUCUGUCCAAGCCCAACCAUAAUAUCUCCCGGCGAGCUACGCACAACCAACCAAAGCCUGAUGUCACUUAUAUCAGCCAGAAGAUCUACGACCUCACAAACAGCAAAGUGUCACUAGUGCCUCAGAAUUUGGCCCGUAAGCGGGUGUGGAACAAAAAGUACCCAAUCCGCAUUGAGCUGGGCCGUCAGGAUGACUUCAUGUCAAAGACUGAAGGUGACAAAUUUGAAACCUCUGAGGCGCCAUCGGUACGGGACAGAGAUGGAGCAGGAGGCGGUCCAGAUCGUUCACAUUCAGCUUCCACCAGAGAUCUGACCUUAUAUCUGUUCGGGAGGACCGGAAGAGAGAAGGAAGAGUGGUUCCAGCGCCUGCUGACGGCAUCCAAGCUCAAGACUGCUUUGAAAAAGAGUAAAAGUGCCCUCACCUCUCAUAGCCGCAGCAGCAGCCGCAGCAGUCUGGAUGAUGUACUGGCUGCUCAGCCCAGGACCAAGGACUCCGGGGCCAGUGUCAAAACCAGCCUUCUUGACUAUAGUGUCUACAUGGCUUCCUUACUGCCAAAACAGGAGACAGUCACCCUCACAGCUGCCAGCCCAACUCUCAGCAGCCCUCACAGUAGUCCUGGAGCUGACAAGAAGCUCCAGGCCGUCGCAUCUGCCCCAGUGCAGAGUGAAGUGGAAGAUGAGUCUGUUGCCUGGUUAAAUGCUGCUCUGGGUCGAAUCGCCUGGGACUUCCUGAGCGAGCCUUACUGGGCAGAAGUUGUCUCCAAAAAGAUCCAAAUGAAGCUCAGUAAAAUCCGGUUGCCUUACUUCAUGAAUGAGCUGACCCUAACUGAACUCGAUAUGGGUGUGGCCACUCCCAGAAUUACUGGAGCGUCUAAACCAUCCAUCGACUACAGAGGUUUGUGGUUUGACUUGGACGUGUCCUACAGUGGUUCCUUCCUAAUGACUCUGGAGACCAAGAUGAACCUGAUUCGUCUUGGCAAGGAAGGAGAAAACUUUCGAAUGGGAGAGUUUGGCAAAGAGGGAUCCAGACCCCGGACCUACUGCCUGGCCGACAGUGAUGAGGAGUCGUCUAGCGCAGGAUCAUCCGAUGAAGAUGACUCAUCAGAGCUGUCAAAUGAUCCUACAGGAGCUGAGGGUUUGGUUGGAGGCCACAAACCUAGCAAGAUCAUGCGCUUCGUGGACAAGAUCGCCAAGUCCAAAUACUUCCAGAAGGCAACAGAGACCGAGUUCAUCAAGAAGAAGAUGGAGGAAGUGUCCAACACGCCGCUGCUGCUCACAGUGGAGGUGCAGGAAUUAAGAGGGACAUUAGCAGUCAAUAUCCCUCCUCCACCCACCGACAGGAUAUGGUAUGGAUUUAGGAAGCCACCUCACUUGGAACUGAAGGCUCGACCUAAACUGGGUGAACGGGAAGUGACUCUGGCUCAUGUCACUGACUGGAUUGAGAAAAAACUGGAUCAGGAAUUCCAGAAAAUCUUCGUGAUGCCGAACAUGGACGAUGUUUGGUUGACCAUCAUGCACUCUGCCAUGGACCAACGGAGCUACGGUGGAGCUUCAGUUGCAGCGGAGCGGGAGGGGAACACCACCAGCCAGCAGUGAAGAAUGUUUACAGUAUUUCCUUAAGCUUACUGAGUCUCAGAGUCGGACUGGAGCCAAAGUUGAUAAAGACAUUCCAACUGUGAGAAGACGUAUCACAAACAUCUCUAUUUAGCCUUCACUGGGAACAAGAUUGUAUGUUGGAAACGCCUAGACCUAUGUUUACUUGCUGCUCCGCUCACAAGUAUUUAUGAAGGACAGUCUUUAACAAUGUGACCUUGUUUGCUGGCAAACGUGAACAGUGUUCACGAGUCCAGAUGUUGAAGUUCGCAGAGGGAUGAAAGGAGGACGAUGAAAUGCCACCAGACACCAUACAGCCUGAAGACGACCAUGUUUACGGUUGAAGGAGAUAGUCUGAUAUUGUGCGCGUUAGUGAUGACGAAUCGAAUGUUGUAAUUGACAGAGUAUGGUAAAGAACUUUUUUGUUGUUCUAUCAGGUCUGUAUGAGACUUGUGCUUUGACCAAACUUAUUUAAUGCCAAUGAUGCCCUUAAUCCGUGUCCGUGUGAAAGUGAUUGCACAGGUAUCAUUAACUUGGCGGACACACGAGCACAGCAGGAGCACAGCACGUGCACUGACGUGAUUCCUCUUGUAUAGAUGUAGAAGCGUGUGCCUGAGAGAGUCGAAAGGUCUCUGUUCAAUGGUUAUGGUAUGUAUGUGUGAGUGUUUGUCAGCCAAGUGAUGUAAUUCAGGUUGAACCCAAUCAUUUUUGGAUCUGGGUUUAUGAAUGUUUGCACAUGUCAUUCUUUCUGUGUGUUUUUAACACUAUUUUUUUUUCCUUAUUGGUCAUCAUUUUUGUUCCUAUGUGAAUCAGAAUAAUCUAUCGUGUGAAUUUAGCGCAUCAAUGUUACGGAGCUGUGAGAAGGUGAUCCAGGUUUCAGACAAUGGUACACAAAGCGUAAGAAGUAGCAAAGCAGGUCAUGGUUCACACACAUGAACUCCGAUUUGUCCAUGAUUUACACCAAAUAGCCGCUGUCGUCUGGUUUACAUUUUUCCAAUUUUGUUCUGCAAGAACACUAUAAAUCUGGAACACAAACUGGAUUUUGCUUCCAUGUGAUGAUCAGUCCAACUGAGUUAAUUUCUGCAACGGGCGGGAUUUGGUUUACUCUUUUGUUUAUAUGGUCGUUGUUAAGUUAAAAUGAAGAAUUCUAAAGGUGAAUGAAGAUUUUUGUUUGAUUUUUGUCUAUUCAUUGAUGAAUAACAAUUGAAGCAAAUUUAUAUCACUAAUGUCGGUCUGUCAUUGUACCUCUUGUAUUUGUGUCAAAUAAAUAUUUCUCU